This is a messenger RNA of Erythranthe guttata (spotted monkey flower), 1974 nucleotides long. The record is from RefSeq and is a predicted model, not a curated record. Lineage: Eukaryota; Viridiplantae; Streptophyta; Magnoliopsida; Lamiales; Phrymaceae.
AUGGCUUCAGAUCCCAAAGAGAUCGUCCUCGACCUCUCGCCGUUUUUCCGCUUACUCCGCGACGGAACAUGCCAGAGGAUCGGCCCCGCCCAAUUCCUCCCUCCCUCCGACGACCCCAACGCCGCCGUCCGCUCCAAGGAUGUCACCGUCGACGCCGAAACCGGAGUCUCCGUCCGCAUCUUCGCCCCUCGCCGUCGCGAUCCGCCGCAGAAGCUCCCCCUCGUUGUCUACAUUCACGGCGGCGCUUUCUGCGUAGGAUCCGUCGCCAGCCCGGUCUUCCAUAAUUUCAUCUCCAAUUUGGUCGAGAAGGCGAACGUGGUUGCGGUUGCCGUCGAGUACAGAUUGGCCCCCGAGAACCCCCUCCCGAUCCCAUUCGAUGACUCGUGGACCGCGUUCCAGUGGAUCGCAUCCCACGCCGCCGCCGACGGCGGCGGCGGCGGCCCCGAGCCGUGGCUGAACGACCACGCCGACUUCCGGCGCGUGUUCGUCGGUGGGGAGAGCGCGGGGGCCACAAUAGCGAAUGACGUGGCGAUUAGGGCUGGGGUUCGCGGAUUCGCCGGCGUGGAGAUCGUGGGGCUCUUCCUGGUGCAUCCUUUCUUCGGCGGGAAGGAGGAGGACAAGCUGUACAAGUCGCUGUGUCCGACGAGCAGCGCCCGAGACGACGAUCCGCGGCUGUAUCCGGCGGUGGAUCCGCGGAUCGGGCAGAUGGCGGGGCGGCGCGUGGUGUUCUUGGUGGCGGAGAAGGAUUUUUUGAGGGAGAGGGGGAAGGGUUACUACGAGGGUUUGAAGAAGAGCGCGUGGGCGGGAGAGGCGGAGAUUAUGGAGAGUGAAGGAGUGGGGCAUUGCUUUCAUUUGUUCGAUACAACUAGUGAUAAAGCUGUUGCCAUAACUCACCGUUUGGUUGAGCUGUUUAAUACCUAUUAUCAAUUUAAACAAAAAGGCCAAAUUACGGCAAUUUCUGAGUUAUGGUCAAAUUAUGAAAAAUCCCCUUCUGUCACAGUCACUCACUCCAUUUCUGUUUCGCCGGAGAUGGAUUCCAAACCCUCCCAAAUAACCCACGACUUCCCGCCUUUCUUCCGCGUCCACAACACCGGCCACGUCGAACGAUACAUCGAACACGAUUUCGUGCCGCCGUCGCACGAUCCGUUGACCGGCGUUAAUUCCAGAGACGUCGUCGUCGUGCCGGAAAACAACGUCUCCGCCAGAAUAUUCCUCCCGAAAACCACCGGUGGAGAUUCGAAGCUCCCGCUACUGAUCUACAUCCACGGCGGCGCUUUCUCAAUCGAAUCGGCGUUCUCUUCAACGUACCACAACUACGCCGUUUCGCUAGCGUCGGAAUCCAGAUCCGUCGUCGUUUCGAUCGAGUACAGGCUCGCACCGGAGCACCCGAUCCCAGCUUGCUACGACGAUUCGUACGCCGUCGUUAAAUGGCUGGAUUCGCAUUCCCGACCAGGAAAUGGACCCGACCCGUGGAUAAACGAGUACGCCGACUUCGAACGGGUGUAUUUAGCCGGAGACAGCGCCGGCGCCAACAUCGCCCACAACAUGGUGAUUAGGGCGAAGAACAAUCCAGAACACGGCCCGAAUUUCAAAUUCGCGGGCCUGAUACUGAUUCACCCGUUUUUCGGGAUCGGUAAACCGGACAAGCUGUGGAAUUACAUCUGCCCCGAUACAACGGGUAGUGAUGACCCGAGACUGAACCCGACAGCGGAUCCGGAUCUAUUAUCGAAGCUGGAUUGCGAGAGAGUGCUGGUUUGCGUGUCGGAGAGAGAUUUCUUGAGGAAAAGAGGUUUGAAUUUCUACCAGGAAUUGAAGAAGAGUGAGUGGAAAGGUGUGAUUGAGUUUUUCGAGACGGAAGGGAAAGAACACGUCUUUCAUUUGAUAGACCCGGUUUGCGAGAAGGCUGUUGCCUUGUUGAACCGGAUUGUCCGGUUCAUUGAUUCUGGUGGAGUUCAUGUUUUGUCGCAUUUCUAA